GCACGCCACUCGUGAUACAAAGCACGCAUCUCGAUUCUGCAGCUCCGACGAUUGCUUCGCACGAGUGACGGCUUUGGAGUCUGGAGUUCGAACUCGCUAUUCGCUGCUCGCUCAGAGCCGUCGACUUUAUAAUCAUAACAUGGCCUUCCUUGACUGAAAACAACAUAUAAUAGGGUCUGCAGUCUGCACUGCGUUCGCGACGGAUGCUGCGGUAAAAGCGAGGAAUCACCGCUGUAAUUUAUAGAAACUGGCUCGGUAGGAGAGCCGGCUAAAGAAAGAAAGAAAACAAUGACGGCAAACGGCGAUAAUGCCCACGGGAUGACACAGGCGCCCUCGAAAGCGGACCUCAUUAUCAAUCAGCACUGCAGGUUGUGCGCCAGAAUUGCCGACAGACUCGUCGGCAUCUUCGAAACGGAGGGUCGCCAGCACGACGUGCAGAGCAAAAUCGAAAAGUGCCUUCGCAUACAGAUUUCAACUGCAGAUUCUUUGCCACAAGCUAUUUGUUACAACUGUUUAAAAAUAUUGAAUCAAUCUAAUGAUUUUUACAUCAAAAGUAAUGAUGCUCAAUUACUUCUCAAGAAAGUAUUUUUAGAAUCUGAAAAAUCACUGAAAAAAAAUACAAGUUUUACGGAUUCAAAUAAUCAUACCUCUUCAAUUUUUUUACCCGAGUUCAAAGAUUGUUCAAGUGAUGAUAGUCGUGAUAAUCACAAUGAUAAUAUGAGUAACUAUUCUUUGAACAAUACAGAUAUUGAAAAUAAUGAAAAUAUUGGAGACCAAGAUGUAAAAAAUCAAAAAAUUGCAAGAAAAGUAAAAAGAAAAAACAAUGAAAACAAAACUAAUUGCAUAAAAGAAGAUAAAAAAAAUAGAAAAAGACCUGAUAAUUAUAUGACUGGAACUGACUCUGAUAUGGAGAUGUUGAUUAGCACUGAAAAAAAACCUUCAAAUUUACUCCAAAAGUCAGGUACAAAAAAAAGAGAGAAACAAUUUAGAUAUCCUUGGCUGUGUACAGACUGUAAUGAAAAACUACCUAGCUUAGAAACCCUCAAUGAACAUCAUAAAAAUAUUCACAAUCAAGAUUCUAAGUUCAUGUGUGUGCUGUGCUGUAAAAUUUACAAUAAAUAUUAUGGUUUUCUAGCACAUGUUAAAAAACACAAAAAUUUACCUCAAUACAGCUGUGAUGAAUGCGAUAGAAUGUUUGUUCAUAAAAAAGUAUUAGAAACUCACAAAGCAAUCCACAGUAAUGAGAGACCUUUCAUUUGCUCAACAUGUGGAAAAUCUUUCAAGCAACAAAGUGCGCUUUAUACUCAUUCAAGGUGCCAUUUACCAGAGGAUAAAAAAAAUAAAUAUCCUUGUGAUCAGUGCGAUAAAAAAUUCUCUACAAAACCAAAUUUAAUAACACACAAACGAAUUCAUGCUGGUAUCAGAAAUUUUACUUGUGACCAAUGUGGGAAAAGUUUUAUACAAAAAGGUAAUCUGGAGGCACAUUUUUUAACACAUUCCGCUGAAAAACCAUUCAGCUGCUCUGAAUGUCCAAAAUCAUUCAAGACUUCGCUGUUAUUGAAAAAGCACAUAACUGUUCAUACUGGUGCUAAACCUCAUGAAUGCAAUGUAUGCGGUAAAACAUUUCGAGAAAAAGGAACUCUACGUGAACACGAAAGAAUUCAUACUGGAGAAAUGCCGUUUUCUUGCGAAUUUUGUGGAAAAUCUUUUAGAUUCAAAGGCAUAUUGACUACUCAUCGUCGACAACAUACUGGUGAACGACCUUAUAGUUGUCAAGAAUGUCAGCAUCAUUUCACCAACUGGCCUAACUAUAAUAAACACAUGAAACGACGUCAUGGAAUUGACACCUCAGGUUCUAAAAAGAAACUAAAAAACAAAACAACUCAAGAGAAUUUACAAAGUUCACAAUCAAUGGAAAUUAAUGAAAGUGUAACUUCUCAACCAUGUCCAAUAAUAGUUCAAGUAAUUCAGGCAGUACCUCAUGUCACUAUGGCUCAAUCAAUUGUUCUACAGACUGAUUCAUCUAAUUCAGCUACAACUGCUCAAACGUAUGCUGAACCUAAUGAAAUUUUACCAACCAUAAUGCAUGAUACAUAUCAACAAAGACCAAUAGCAUCUCAAAAUUAUGGAGGACCUCCAUUGGCUACAUUUAUGCAGACUUAUUCCAACUUAUACAGCGUAUCUGAAGCUAAUAAUACUAUCAAUCAUAGAUAAUAAUAGUUUACUUCAUACAUAAUAGUUUAGUGCAGUUCUCAAACAGUGCAAAAUUUUUUGAAUUGUGAAGAUGUUUAUAAUCUUCCUUGACAUUAAAAUUAAUAGUGUUUAUGCAUUACGAGAUACAAAAAUUUCUUACACAGAGUAUUGCAAUACAAGCUCAAAGUACAACAGUAAAUUUUAUAAAAAUUUAUUUGAAAAUUCAAAUUAUUUAUCUAUGAU
Trichogramma pretiosum is the source of this 2436-nucleotide messenger RNA. Its product is annotated as zinc finger protein 260-like. Gene Ontology annotation, molecular function: zinc ion binding. Gene Ontology annotation, cellular component: nucleus. The record is from RefSeq and is a predicted model, not a curated record. Bases 289 to 2214 code for a protein of 641 amino acids. The transcript has 8 exons. Lineage: Eukaryota; Metazoa; Arthropoda; Insecta; Hymenoptera; Trichogrammatidae.